Molecule: messenger RNA, 3001 nt
Organism: Macrosteles quadrilineatus (aster leafhopper)
Lineage: Eukaryota; Metazoa; Arthropoda; Insecta; Hemiptera; Cicadellidae
Exons: 21
Coding region: 41-2950 (969 amino acids)
Biological process (GO): carbohydrate metabolic process
Cellular component (GO): plasma membrane
Molecular function (GO): hydrolase activity, hydrolyzing O-glycosyl compounds
Source: RefSeq, a predicted model, not a curated record
UGUAAUUGUGGCGACGAACGGUUUGUUGAAGCUUGCAGUCAUGUGGCGAGUGCAACUACAGCUGAUUGUAGUCAGCUGUUUGGGUUGCAUCAGCUAUGCGGAAUAUCUUGGAUGUUACCGAGACUCUCAGGGUGAUUUAUUCAAGGGUCAUCAACAGAAUUUUAUAUUUAGUUUGACACCAGAGACAUGCAUAUCUGUGUGUGAACGCAAGAACUUCCAGUACGCUGGUCUUAAAUCCAGAAUCUUGUGUCUGUGUGACAAGAAUGCUCCAGCCGCCAGUCUGAAGAUAGACGAGUCACAUUGUAUAGCCUCGUGUGUCGGAGACUCUAGCAAGAGAUGUGGUGGAGAUGAAACUAUCAGCGUCUACACCACCAAACUAGCCACCAGCGAAUCUCCUGCUCAGGAAUCAGGAGGACAAGUCACUGAGAACUAUGUUGGGUGCUACAAAGAUAACGUUAACGAUCGUCUGCUAUCUGGAUUUUUCAAGGAAUUACAAAAGAACUCACCGGAACAAUGUAGAAACACUUGCUUCAAGCUUGGCUAUCUAUAUGCUGGGGUUGAAUAUGGAGUGCAGUGUUUCUGUGGUGACACCCACCCUCUACCCUCACUCUUGAGGGAUGCCUCCCAGUGCUCUAUGACAUGUCCUGGUAGCUCAGACACCAAGUGUGGUGGGAGAGUCAUGCUGUCCAUCUAUGAAACUGGCAUCACAGACAUUCCUGUGUUUGGAAAUAAGCUUGGAUGUUUUGAAGAUGAAGACCCCAGAGUGCUGCAAGAUUACAAACAAGAACUGGACAAAACAAAUUCUCCCCAGAGAUGUACAAACUUGUGUAGAAGUUUAGGCUUUCACUAUGCAGGAGUUGAGUACGGGAUGGAAUGUUUCUGUGGCAACUCUGUUAAAGCCAACACAACCAGAGAUGCAGAGGACAUUCAGUGUAACACUCCAUGUCCAGGAGAUCCCUUUGACACCUGUGGAGCCAACUGGAUGGUGAUGGCCUACCGAACCGGUCUCUCUGAACCUGCACCUGAGGCCAAGAAAGUAGCCUGUGUCAGUGAGAGAAGCCAACCUUUGAAAGGAUUCCGUAAAGACUUUCCUCGACCUACAACUCAGCAAAGGUGUGCUAAGCUGUGUUAUGACAAGGGAUUUUUCUACUCAACACUGAUUUCCAGUUCUCAAUGUUGGUGUGGGGAUGAAGGACCUUCUAGAAUACAAGCCUCCUCAGAGGAAUGUGGUAGAAGUCAAGUCCCUGUGUAUGAAACUGGAUAUCCAGCGAUAGCACACUUAAAUCACAAGGAUAACUACAUAGGAUGUUUUGAAGAUGAAAACAGAAAGUUUGAAGGUUCUAAAGAAAACUUUGAGACACAUUUGACACCAGAGAAAUGCUCUUCUUGGUGUUUUAACAAGGGCUACCUCUAUUCUGGCACUAAGAACAACAACGAGUGUCGAUGUUCAGACAAAUCAGCAACAGAUAGUAUGACAAAGGUUAUGGACACAGAAUGCUCUUCCACUUGCACAGGUGAUUCUACUAAGAAAUGCGGAGGAACUGGAAAACUAUCCAUCUAUUCUACUGGAAUUACAGAUGUACCCUCCAUGGGAAAGCUGUUGGGCUGUUACAAAGAUGAGUACCGACCUCGAACACUUGACUUGCAUAAAACAGACCUGGAGAAGACCAAUAGUCCUCGGAGAUGUCUCAACUAUUGCCUCGCUCUGGGCUUCAUGUUUGCUGGCGUAGAGUACCAGAAGGAGUGUUUCUGUGGAAACUCUCGUCCCAAUUCCACACUAGACGUGCCAGACAGUGAGUGUGAAUCUGUAUGUACAGGAGACCCUAGUCAGACAUGUGGAGGAGGGUGGCGCGUCGAGGCCUACCGUACUGGCUUUGGCUCCAACUCUGAAGAUCCUAUUCUGCCGCCUUCUGUGGCAACUACCAAGGCACCAGACAAGUGUGAACUGUCCCAAACAGUGGUCAAUGGACAGAAGGUUUGCCGUGGCACUCAAGUCUUCUACGACAGCUUCCAGACAUCCAGUAUCAGUGAACAAUGGCAACACAUUGUCAAGAUUGCUGAUGCCCCAGACUACGAGUUUGUCACCUUCACAUCAGAUGCUACAAACUCGUACAUUAGUGAUGGGAAACUAGUGAUCAAACCUACCCUGAUACCAGACAAGGAUGUGAAAGAAGGCACCAUCAAAGUAGACGGAUGCACUGGACUGGCAGGCACCAGAGAGUGUGGUUUGACAGCCUUCUCCUACAACAUUUUGCCACCAGUAAGAUCUGCACGGUUACACACCCGCAGCAGCUUCAACUUUCGCUACGGAGUGGUGGAGAUCAGAGCCUCACUACCAGCUGGAGACUGGAUUGUACCAGAGCUCUGGUUGGUCCCCAAAGAUCAGAGCUAUGGGACCAACUACUUGUCCGGCAAAAUAAAAAUUGCCAUGUCUCGGGGAAACAGGUAUCUAACACUCGAGGGCAAGGACCUGGGUUCGUCAGUGUUGGAGAGUGGAGUGCUGGCCGGGCCUGAGAACAACGUGUCCGUUCGGUCUGUGGUCAACAAGAUAUCAGGCAGCUGGAACAGUGUGGCUCACACCUUCACUCUGGUCUGGACCCCAGAUAAUCUGUCAUUUUACGUUGACGGGCAAUCACAGCAAGCACUGCUGCCUCCUAGUGGCCGCCUCUCUGAACUACUGGGUUUACAAAAGUCUGAGGUGGCCUCAUGGGAAACCGGCUCUAGACUGGCUCCUUUUGACACUGACUUUUACCUAUCACUUGGGCUCUCUGUUGGAGGUUCAAGGACGUUUCCUGAUGGAAGUGUCAGUGGAAACAAGGAGAAACCUUGGACCAACUUCAAGCUCAAAGCCAUGCUGAACUUUUGGCUCAAUAAAGAAACUUGGAGGCCAACAUGGGAGGAAGAUAAAUCAAGACUGGUUAUUGAAUAUGUUAAGGUUACAGCUCUGUAAUAAACAAAAGCUGUAAAUUAUUUUACUUUCACACUUUCCUAGUUAUCUAAU